This is a messenger RNA of Amphimedon queenslandica, 826 nucleotides long. RefSeq names its product dolichol-phosphate mannosyltransferase subunit 1-like. Gene Ontology annotation, biological process: protein O-linked glycosylation via mannose; GPI anchor biosynthetic process; dolichol-linked oligosaccharide biosynthetic process. The record is from RefSeq and is a predicted model, not a curated record. The coding region runs from base 28 to 783 and encodes 251 amino acids. Gene Ontology annotation, cellular component: endoplasmic reticulum membrane. Lineage: Eukaryota; Metazoa; Porifera; Demospongiae; Haplosclerida; Niphatidae. Gene Ontology annotation, molecular function: dolichyl-phosphate beta-D-mannosyltransferase activity. The transcript has 7 exons.
AUUAACUUCGACCACGCCCAUGUUAAGAUGGCCGCCAGGCUCAAAGACGAGGAAUCAGCCACAGGACGAGAUAACAAGUACUCCAUUUUGUUGCCGACCUAUGAAGAAAGGGAGAAUUUACCACUGGUCGUGUGGCUCAUAGUGAAAAGCUUUGAGGAGAGUGGACAUGAUUACGAAGUUAUUGUUAUUGAUGACAAUAGCCCUGAUGGAACACUUGAUGUUGCAAAACAGCUUCAAAAUAUUUACGGAGAAGACAAAAUUGUUCUUCGUCCUCGUAAAGCUAAGCUAGGGUUAGGCACGGCAUACAUUCAUGGGAUGAAACAUGCAACCGGUAACUUCAUCAUACUAAUGGAUGCAGAUCUCUCACAUCACCCAAAGUUUAUAUCGCAGUUCAUUAAGAAACAAAGAGAGGGGAACUAUGAUGUGGUCACUGGCACUAGAUACUUGUCCGGAGGUGGGGUCUAUGGAUGGGACUUGUAUAGAAAACUAGUGAGUCGAGGUGCAAAUUUUCUAGCUCAGUUUAUGUUGAGACCAGGAGCCUCUGAUCUUACUGGGAGUUUCAGGUUGUAUCGUAAAGAAGUCCUUCAGCAUCUGAUGGAGGUCUGUAUAUCGAAAGGAUACGUGUUUCAAAUGGAGAUGAUCGUGAGAGCAAAGCAACACGGAUACACAGUGGGAGAGAUUCCGAUCACAUUUGUCGAUCGACUUUACGGAGAGUCAAAGUUAGGUGGAACUGAAAUAGUCUCGUACGCUAAAGGACUCCUCCAACUCUUUGCUACUACCUAGCCCCUCCCCAUUCCACACCCAUUUCAAUAAUAUAUGCAAACUC